UAUCUGUUCAAUACGUAUAUAUAUUCGAUGACCAGUUCCGUGUAUACAUGUCAUACGUUCUUGCUCCUCGCUCACGUACACUCACACUCGCCGGUCUUGGAAGUGUUAAUUGACCGCUGCCGGUCAUUACACGGUUGAUCGCAAUUAAACACCGCAAUUUCGCGAACGGACGUUGGACUUUGUGCCGAAUUAAAAUUACAGAGUUGGCAAAGUAACGCUUACCGUUCGCGAGUUUCAUGGAUCGCAGACUCGAUACGUUCUGUUCUAACGAUCGAAUCGCUCUUCCUUCUCUCGCGAAUCUUUUCACCAUCACAUUGUUGAAUAUCUCGCGUCAUCCACGUUUUGUCGUCUACGUUCGCAAUAAUUGUCGAGUGGCGAUCGAAUUUCGGGCAUUAACGCUCGUCGUUAAUCAUUACAGACCGCUAUCGCGGCGGGAGGUGGCGUCCCCCGCCCCUCGAUCCCUUGGUUUUCAGCGAUCCAGCAGAGGUCGCGGUCGCGCUACCAUAGGUAAUGUAUUCGGGAUUCUAGUCGUGUCGCGACGUUAUUAUUCCGUCGCGAUGUGUAAAACUAGUUGACGCUUCGUAAACCUCGAUUUCACGCCUCGUCGACCUCUAAUUAAUGCAGUAGGAAAUUGUUAUUCCGUUACGUGCACUCUACGUUCUAUGCAUUAUUUCGGAUAGCUGAUCGUAACGGCCGCUCGUGUCCACUAUACCCUUCACCGUCCAUUUACCUUCCGUGUGGCAUUAAUUGUUCUUUCGGUUACAUACGCGUCCCUCCUUUUUUCGAUUGAUCGCCACGACAGAACGAUCCUCGAUGAAAUCUUUAUCGCGCACUCUGCGCAUCCGUACAAUUUUCCUCAAUUAUAAAACGAGAUCAGAAUUUCCUCGAUAUACUUUUGUUCAUCGAAAACGUAAUUUAAACCUUCUCCUUCGUCAAAAUUCGCGAGUGAUCGAUUGUAAACACAUCUCUUAAACUUUUUCCACGAUGUUGAUGGUGCAGAUGAACGUGCAAGAAAGAUAGAAACUUUUAUGACGACGAAACUUUCCAUCCUAUGAUAGUCAAUAUUGCCAGCGAACUGGUGUAGUGGUGUCACGUGACGGAGGGAAUCUGGAGAAUCGUUCUCGGCACAAGGCAUCCGUGGAAACUGGCUCGAGCUUCGAACUCUGUUAGACGGCGCUCUAGCCGAAAUCACGAUGACGAUGGACGUGAGCAAGUCGGAGCCGAGUAAAAAUGGCGCGACGCAGCACGAGUGCGCUGGUUGUGGGAAACCGAUCACGGAAAGGUAUCUCCUCAAGGCCAUGGACCUGUUCUGGCACGAGGACUGUCUGAAGUGCGGGUGCUGCGACUGUAGGUUAGGAGAGGUCGGUUCUAGUCUGUUCACCAGGGCCAACCUUAUCCUCUGUAAGAGGGACUACCUCAGGCUGUUCGGGAAUCCGGGACAUUGCGCGGCUUGCAACAAGCAGAUACCGCCGUUCGAGAUGGUUAUGAAGGCCAGGACGAACGUCUAUCACCUGGAUUGUUUCGCCUGCCAACAGUGCACUCAUCGGUUUUGCGUGGGCGAUCGAUUCUAUCUGUGCGAGAACAAAAUCCUAUGCGAGUUCGACUACGAGGAGAGGCUCGCGUUCGCCAAUAUGUCAGUACAAACACCGGCCACGCUGGCGUACAUCAAAAGGCAACUGCCCCCAGCGCCGACACCGCCUGGCCAGAACAUGCAUCCGGGUCACAAUCCGCUGCAACCUCAUCAGGGACUUGGCCAGUCGGUGGGUCAACAUAAUCACGUGUCCAACGGACAAAUGUCGGGGAGCGCACCGAUGGUGAACGGGACUGCCAUAGGCGUGGGCGGCCCAAGAGCUCCGGGCGACAUGAACAACAACGGUUUAUCGGGCCCUGCCCUCGGCCCGGUGAAGCCACCGCCAAUGUCUAUGCAGGCGCCGACCAGCUGAAACGAGGUGUCACCCCCCUUGAAGAAGCUCAGAUGUCUCAGCGGUUAUUGAGGCUGUCCACGCUGCUGACCCAACGGACGCAACGGCGCACGGAUAGAGCGGUACGAAGAGAGAAAAUUAAAUACGCGAAAGUGAACGAAGGGGAAGCAAGUGAUAGGAUGGACGCGUAACGCGUGGAUCGGUGGAUGGAAAGACAAUGGGUGGGGGGAUGGUUGAAAAUUCACACCAACACGGAGAAGGGGACGCGAGGGGAUCCAUCCCAGAGUAGGAGGAUCCUCGAGGACGCUUCCGGUUCUCCCGAGACUCUCGUUCAGAGGUUGGGGAAUAAUCACUGUGAUCGCGAAUUAUAUAAUGAAUAAAUUUAUCGGAAAGGAUGCGAUAGGACCGCAUAGGGGAGGGGAGGGGGAAGGGUAGAGGCGUGCGAGCGUCGCGCGAGAUUAACGUUUAAAAUUACGCACGUCUUGUAAUAUACGGUUACACAACAUGUGACACAAUGAUAAAAAAAUAGGCGAUUUAUGUAAGAUACGUUUCUAGCGAGGAAUCCGACGAAUGAUUAGGAUCGCGAGUAAGUGUGUAGGAGCGAAAGGGCGAGUGGGUGCAAAGAGCGAAUGAGGCAGAGUUAUCUGUAAAUAUCUUGUAUCUGUCGACUCUGCAACGACACCGAAAGACUAUCAGUAUACGCAGACCAAUCGACGAAUCUCCACGGUGCUCGCGAUUCGUCGCCAUUCGAGAUUAACUCGCCCGAGUCUUGGAAAGAAAAAGUUGUGUCGUAAGUUUACCGUUUCCCGUCUUAUUCCAGUCUUAUCGUCCGCUCGAGGCUCAUCCGUGCCUCGACUCGACGUACCAACCAACCACGCUCGAUUCUUCGAUCUUCGAUCGAAGAUCGCGAGAGAGAGGGGAGAUGGUUUUCGGUUUUUCUUCACGAGAAGAAUUUCGAGAGGAUUUCGAAUGCGAGACGAAUCUCGAGACGUUUGCGAGAAAUCUCGGUAUACGAGGCGCGAGCAAAGGCGGAUACACGAUGGCUAAUACCAAAGAUUAACGAUGUAAGUUUCGAUGCCCCUCGCAUCGAGCGAGUCGACCAUGUCUCGGAUCUCGAAUUGUAUUCCUCGCUCGAUGACGAUCGAGCGUGACGCGUUCGCUCACGGAGCGAGAGGCUCUUCACGCGGACGACGCGGCAUCUUUGACCGCCCUCUGUCCGAUCGAGCGCUCGCGAGGCGAGGGGCUUAGUCGUGGCUUUACGCUUUAACGCCAAAAGAUGGAGGAGAACGGAGAACGAAAAUCCAGCUGGAAGUAGAAGAAGAGAGGCACCGAGGACGAGAACGGAGAAAGGAAACGAAAGGUAAAACGUGGCGACAUCGAUACCAAAAGACGGCUGAGAAUCCGAUAAUCGUUGCGUGCGCUGAUAAACGAUCCGUUCCGAAUUCGCAGGCGACGGGAUCUGCGAAUCGCAGAGAAGAAGAAAUCGGUUUCGUGGAGAGUUUGCCUAAUCCUGGCGAUCCUAAACGCGAUGGAUAAAUUUUUUUUCUUUCUUUCUUUUCCCCUUUCUCCUCUCGAUCAGCAAGAAAGAGGAGAAGGAGGAGGCGUUAUCGCUCGGUCAGGCAGUCUCUCCACGAAUCACGGCCGAGCGAGCGCGACCCAAAUUGUCGCGGUGACGAUUCCACACACAAGAUAUCACAACAAUAUUCGAAACCACCGAAUCGAUUAAGUACAAAAGAGGAGUUUACGCGAAGAGGACGUGUCGCGAAGCAGUGAGGUAACGGCUUGUGCUUGUGGAGGGAAAGUGAGUAUAUAACGUGAAUGGAAGGAGAGAAUUAUUACGAGCGAUUCGCGCUUCGAAACCGCGCGACAGAGCCGAAACGCACUUUCCUCUCGUUUUUUUAUCCAUCUGUAUAUAAAUAUCAUUUAUUAGCGCACUAUUAAUAUAUUUACCGCCUCUAUAGGGGCUCCUAUUACUACCGAGAAAAUAUAACAUUCUUAUAAAUACAA
Messenger RNA from Apis cerana (Asiatic honeybee), 3929 nucleotides. Its product is annotated as LIM domain only protein 3. Gene Ontology annotation, molecular function: transcription coactivator activity; DNA-binding transcription factor binding. Lineage: Eukaryota; Metazoa; Arthropoda; Insecta; Hymenoptera; Apidae. Gene Ontology annotation, biological process: positive regulation of transcription by RNA polymerase II. The record is from RefSeq and is a predicted model, not a curated record. Gene Ontology annotation, cellular component: nucleus.